Schistosoma mattheei is the source of this 943-nucleotide messenger RNA. Lineage: Eukaryota; Metazoa; Platyhelminthes; Trematoda; Strigeidida; Schistosomatidae. The record is from the annotation of a GenBank genome assembly.
AUAAUGAUUGCAGUAUGUUGGUUCAACAAUUAGCCAAAACACUUAGUAAUAGUAUGAGGGAAUUUAUCAAGAAAUCAUUGUGAACAAAUUAUAAUAAUAUAUAUUCUAUUCUUCAAUCGAUAUGUUUGAGUUGAAAAUAUUGCGUCACCUCUCAGAACCACCAUUCAUCCAACUACGUCAACAUACCGAUGAAUCGGAUAGAAGUACAAGCAAUUCAUUAUCACGUGAUCUUACGUUUAACACUGAUCAAAAAGCUCAAAUACUCACUAUGCCAAUCAGUUUAUAUCGUAGAAAAUACCUUCAAAAAGUGAAUCAAUGGGUAAAAGAUACUACUAUCAUUGACAAUACUGCUGAUAAGAAUACUAGUUAUUUCAAUAAUACACAAGAAACAAGUCAAUCAACAAAUCAUAUUGAUCAUCCACAACAAUUAGAUCCCGAAACUACUAACAAUUUCAUCAGUAGUUCUAAUUAUAACAAUUAUUCAAAUUAUUAUUUACUUAAAAGUAAUCAUCAACUUGAAAUGAUACAAUCGAUGAGUAAUUCAACACAUUUCUUCUUCACAUUGGCUAGUCAAAUACAACCUGGUAGUUAUGAUAAAAAUGGUUAUCGUAAACCAUUAUGGACACAUAGAGAACAAAGUAAUGGGCAAAGAAAAGAAAAAUUAAAACAAACACGAGAAUUUAAUAGAAAACAACAAACAAAAGGUAAACCGACAUAUAUGUAUGUACUACUUAGAUGGCAUACAAUAUAAAUUCCAAUUCACCGAGGAAAAGGUUACCUUACAGUAUUCGAUCUCUAGACCUUAAUCAACAGCUAUGAGGUUUGAUCAUUUAUGACGAUCGAAUUCUAGAAACAAGGUUUGUAUUGAAUGCAGACUAUAUUGAAAGAUGCAACGUAGCGGUGCAGUUCAUCUGAUAAUGGAAUAGCUAAGUAUAAUCACUAG